UUCCUCUUUCUCUCGGCGCAGGCUUCGGCGGCGGCGGCAACUCGAACCGACAUGGCCAAGAUCAAGGCCCGGGACCUGCGCGGCAAGAAGAAGGAGGAGCUGCUCAAGCAGCUGGACGACCUCAAGGUGGAGCUGUCGCAGCUGCGCGUCGCCAAAGUCACCGGCGGCGCCGCCUCCAAGCUCUCCAAGAUCCGAGUUGUUCGCAAAUCUAUCGCCCGUGUGCUCACCGUCAUUAACCAAACUCAGAAGGAGAAUCUCAGAAAAUUCUACAAGGGUAAGAAGUACAAGCCCCUCGACUUGCGGCCCAAGAAGACUCGGGCCAUGCGCCGCCGCCUCAACAAGCAUGAGGAGAGACUGAAGACCAAGAAACAGCAGCGCAAGGAGCGGCUGUAUCCACUGCGCAAGUACGCGGUGAAGGCCUGAGCCGGCGACAAUAAAGCAAUUGACUGGUUCUUUA
This is a messenger RNA of Suncus etruscus (white-toothed pygmy shrew), 457 nucleotides long. It is a transcript of the gene RPL35, whose product is annotated as ribosomal protein L35. Bases 52 to 423 code for a protein of 123 amino acids. Lineage: Eukaryota; Metazoa; Chordata; Mammalia; Eulipotyphla; Soricidae. The record is from RefSeq and is a predicted model, not a curated record. Gene Ontology annotation, molecular function: mRNA binding; structural constituent of ribosome. The transcript is spliced from 4 exons. Gene Ontology annotation, cellular component: ribosome; cytosolic large ribosomal subunit. Gene Ontology annotation, biological process: translation; maturation of LSU-rRNA from tricistronic rRNA transcript (SSU-rRNA, 5.8S rRNA, LSU-rRNA).